GAGUGAUGCCAAUAAACAGCAAGAGAGAGCAAGGAAAAGAUGCUGCUGUGCAGGGGACCAAUGACAGCAGUGUGGUCAGUAAGGUGUCAGCAGCGGCACAGGGCUACUUCCAUGAUGACUUCCUCAAACAUUUUGUGUGCAAGGUGUCAAGAAGAGCUCCACUGAUUAAUAGAGGUUAUUAUGUGCGCUGGAAAGCAGUCGAUCAUUGUAUGAAUCAGUUUUUCCAUGCUACAAACUCCAGCUCAAGGAGACAGAUUCUGUCACUAGGAGCAGGGUUUGACUCCCUAUUUUUCCGGCUGCAUUCAGAAGGAGCCCUUGGAGGUGUCACAGUUUUUGAGGUUGACUUUCCAGAAGUUGCCCGACGCAAGGCUGACUUGAUCAAUAGCAAUGCUUGUCUGAAGGACACAUUGCCAGAUUGGGAGGCUGUCUCGAAUCAGCAGACUAAUACUGUGUUCAUCAGAAGUGGUCAUUAUAAUCUCAUUGGUGUGGAUGUCAGGAAAGAGCAGAAGGUGGAGGCGGCUCUGAGCGGAGCUGGGCUGCAGUGGGACACUCCCACACUCGUCUUAUCAGAGGUGGUGCUGACUUAUAUGGAAACACAAUGGUCAGAUGCUGUGAUUGGCUGGACUGCCAAGCUCCUCCCACAGUCUAUGUUUGUGAUGUAUGAACAGAUCCACCCAGAUGACCCAUUUGGCAGGGUCAUGCAGAACCACUUCCUGAAGCUCAACUCUUCCAUACAUGCUCUCAAACAAUAUCCACACACUGUCGCUCAGACACAGAGAUUCAUACAGAAGGGCUGGGAAAAAUGUGUCUGUCUGGAUAUGAACCAGUUCUACUUUGACCUUCUUCCUGAAGAUGAGAGGCAGAGAGUCGAGGGACUGGAACCUUUUGAUGAGUUUGAGGAAUGGCACCAGAAAUGUUCUCAUUACUUCAUCCUUUCAGCCUCCAAAGGCUCUGUGACCAAUCAAGCCCUUCUUAUGCUACCGAAGUCGCCUUCCAUCCCACACAUGACUCCUCAAUGGGCUGAGCAUCCUCCUUUGGUCAUUCAACCCAUGUGUGGGUCUCCGUGUAUAGAGGCUGUCGGUAUGGCCUCUGCCGUACUGGCCCCUGGAAACAUCCUUCUCACCGGAGGCUGUGGGAGAAGCGGAAGAGACACCGUAGCAAGGGUCCUGAUCAAAGAGCAGGGUGGCUGGAAAUGUGCCUGUGUGGAGGCUCAUGGAGACAGAGUGGUGAGUCUUUAUCAGACGUUGACCUCUAUCCCUGGUGGUGGAGUGGUCCUCUUUGGUGGCAGAACUUCUCCACUCAAUCCAACAGGCAGCAUUGUGUGGGUGACCUUUGACCUUGGUGAUCAGCAAAGUGCUGUACAGCUGUCAUUUAAGAACAUGAAUUGUACCGGCACUGGUCCAAAGCCACGAUGGAGACACACAUCGACCUUAGUUUGUCAUAAUGAUAAGACAUUUCUAUUUGUGUUUGGAGGACGUACAGAGAAGGAUCCAGUUCUAGGUGAUGCACAUUUCCUGUGUUUGGAGGACAAGCACUGGACUGAGAUUACAGUUGUUGGUGUCGUUCCGGAAGCACGUCAUUCCCAUUCAGCUUGUCCCUAUGGAGGGGGGCUUGUGAUAUUUGGAGGUUUAGGGAAAGGAGGAAGACCUCUCUGUGAUGCUUUUUACCUGAGACCCACAUCAUCAGGUUUCUGCUGGGAGACAAAGAAUUUACAUCCACCUCCAGUGCCCAGAUAUUCCCACUCGGCCCAUGUAAUUAAUGAGAAGUUGGUUGUGGUUGGUGGAGUUUGGCUUCAGGCUGAUGGAGUACCAGGAGUUGCUGUAAUAAAUCUUAACACUGGGGGUUGUGUGGAGAUCCAGCUGGAUACCUCGUCUGUGCCUUGGCCUCUUAUGCUGCACUCAUUCUGCUCUGAGCUGCUGGACUCUGAGGGGACUGAGGUGGUGCUCAUUGGUGGAGGAGGAAACUGUUUCUCUUUUGGAACUCACCUUAAUCUCCACCCUGUAACUGUGGAUCUAAGACCAAUACUUUGCCAUUUAAAUGAGUCAGAUCACAAGUAG
Messenger RNA from Rhinichthys klamathensis goyatoka, 2057 nucleotides. It is a transcript of the gene lcmt2, whose product is annotated as leucine carboxyl methyltransferase 2. Bases 6 to 2057 code for a protein of 683 amino acids. Gene Ontology annotation, biological process: tRNA methylation; wybutosine biosynthetic process. Lineage: Eukaryota; Metazoa; Chordata; Actinopteri; Cypriniformes; Leuciscidae. The transcript is spliced from 14 exons. Gene Ontology annotation, molecular function: tRNA methyltransferase activity; protein binding. The record is from RefSeq and is a predicted model, not a curated record.